Molecule: messenger RNA, 1243 nt
Organism: Perkinsus marinus ATCC 50983
Lineage: Eukaryota; Perkinsozoa; Perkinsida; Perkinsidae
Product: protein kinase, putative
Exons: 10
Coding region: 1-1134 (377 amino acids)
Biological process (GO): protein phosphorylation
Molecular function (GO): protein serine/threonine kinase activator activity; ATP binding; protein kinase activity
Source: RefSeq, a predicted model, not a curated record
AUGACGGGAACAACAACACCGUCUGGCAGCAACGCCUCUUCCGAGUUGGGCAGCGACUGGCCGACUGCUACUGAGGGCUAUGAGCUCGAAUGUGCUAUAGGUUAUGGCGCAUUUGCUACAGUAUAUAAAGCCAAAGUGGCUACCGGUGUGAAUGCGGGUGAAUAUGUUGCUAUUAAAGUAAUUGAUUUGGAGUGUUUGGACGGCACUACUUUUGAUGAUAUUCGGAAAGAACUACAAGUGAUGAAAAUGUGUACUCAUCCGAACGUUAUUACGUACCAUACCGCCUUUUCCUCAUCUGAUGCUAAGAUGUGGUUGGUGAUGCCUCUGAUAAACGGCGGGUCUUGCCAGAAUGUCAUCAGAGAGUAUAAGAAACGUACUGGUCACAGCAUAAAUAGUAUUGGGAUCAUCGCUUAUAUACUGCGCGAGACGGCCAUUGCCCUUCGACACUUUCAUUCGAAUCAGCAAAUUCACAGGGAUCUGAAAGCUGGCAAUAUUCUCCUCAGUCUGGACGGAAAAGUAUAUCUUUCCGAUUUUGGCGUUUCUGCGUCUAUGCGUGAUUCGAGAUCUCGACAGACUUUCGUAGGAACGCCAUGUUGGAUGGCUCCUGAGGUCCUCGAGCAGAGCAAAAACGGAUACGACUAUAGAGCCGAUAUAUGGUCAUUCGGUGUCACCGCAUUAGAGUUGGCGAAUGGCACUGCACCUUACCAAAAUUUGCAUCCAUUGAAAGUUAUGAAAAAUAUUCUGGAAAAUCCUCCACCGACUUUGGAGAGAACGAAAUCGACCCCUUGGGACUCCUGUUUUAUAAAAAUGGUGGCGGAUUGUCUUCAGAAAGAUCCCAGCAGACGACCGUCAGUGGAUCAGCUUCUAACACGACACGAAGGUUUUUUCCGCCAGGCAGAUCAAAAAGCCCUCGUGGAGCUCCUGAGGCAAUUGCCAACGAUAGAGCUGAGGGAGCCUACGAAGCCUCCAGGGUAUCGAUCACCUAGAGCUGUCAAGACGCGGACAGGAUACAGCGGAGCGGUUAGUGGUGCAUGGGACUUUGAUUUGCACGAUUCGGAAGAUGACGAUGAUGAUGAUGACAAUAAGGAAGGCGAAAGCGGUAUAUUCUCACAGCUCGGUGAAGAGGAAACUUGACGCACGCACUGUAAAUACGUUAUUGCUAGUAGUGGCUUUUAAGUUCAUCUGUUUUUGCUUGGGUCGCUCAGCUAAAUUGGUUUCGUGUGUUCCUGCUACCACCACUACU